Messenger RNA from Plodia interpunctella (Indianmeal moth), 6502 nucleotides. RefSeq lists its product as uncharacterized. The coding region runs from base 2998 to 3549 and encodes 183 amino acids. The transcript has 5 exons. Lineage: Eukaryota; Metazoa; Arthropoda; Insecta; Lepidoptera; Pyralidae. The record is from RefSeq and is a predicted model, not a curated record.
ACCUACAGGUAGUUAUAUGUAUAAAAUCUCCUUGUGUGAUCUCUCCUUUUGAUGUAAAAAUACAAUCUCAGGUCAUAAGAUUUUAUUGUUUAUUUCGAAUUAACCUGUUGAUCACACAGAAUUGAGACAAUAGGGAAACAAUUGUUUGACCAGUGCAUUUCCACCGUUUCAAAGGGUCGAUGUUAAUUCGAUUAGACAUUUCGUGGGUGUGGCAAAUGCUGCCUUCGACAGAGAUUUGUGGAAAAAGGAACAGGAAGCCCACAUGUGAGACAUUGAUAAGAUGAAAAGGAAGAAACUACGGAUUAAUACUCAAUUUUUUUCAAAAGGAAGAUCACUGUACCUACUGUGACCUAAGUGUUGAUCUAUACAUGUUACAAAUUUCAAUAUAUGUCGGCAAGUAUUUGCUUACACCACAGCUGUCACCUGAUUGCAUGUAGGUAAUGUUUCUUAUCUCUGUUGCUAAUGUAACACUUAUCAUUUUUUACUUCUUUUAAGGUAUAGGUACCUAUGUACAUUUUCUCACAGUUUCCUUUGCUAGUAGCUUGUUUCAUGCUAGUACUCUUUAUUAUACUGAAGUCAUAGUUAUUCUACAACUAGAUCCAGCAGCUUCACCCGCAGUUUAAUGUAUUGUUGGUGUGUUUGUUACACAGACCAUCAAACCCAUUUUUCAUCUCUGAAAUUGUAACAAUCAGACAAGGGAUGUCCCUUCUUUCUUCUGUCUUUAGUUAUGUUAGCAACCGUCAAUGUCAUUGUUUCAAAAUCUUAGCUCCAUCCAUAGAUCUCUAUCUAGCUAAACCUGGUCUUUGAAGUUUACUUUGUAAAGGAUGAAGAUGUGAUAACUUAUGUAUUAAUUUUCUUGUUGUAAUAAUACCAUUCAAAUUACUAAUUUAUUCAAUUUUUUUUUCCAUAAGUUUUCUGUUACUUUUACAGUCUUUUCAGCAUCUAAGCCAAUUUAUUUUUUUACUUACUUUUGCUUAUCUUUAUUACCUACCUUAUCUGUAUUUAAGUCAAGUAGGUAAUUUGUUUUAUCUAUUCAAUACCUAGUCACCAUGUAUAUUCCAAAUGGGAAGACGUUGUCCUGGGCUUACGGCCGUGAAAAUGAAAUCUGCGCGCGUUUUCACUGUGGGUGUGGGCUUUCCACUUUUGUAUACACAUCCCGGCAAAUCGCGCCAUCACCGAAUGUGAUGCAUGCAUAUUUCAGUAGUUUUUUCUUCUGUUGUACCGUGUCAGUAAAAUGUAUGUAUGAUAUGUGUAAAUCCUAUUUUACUCUGUGUGUGUCUGGCAGUGAAGUGAAUAUUAUUAUCUAGCAUUAAUAUUGUCUUAUUGUUGCUGUGCGGUCGCGCGUGCCGCUGGCAAGGACACGCUCUGGAUCACUCACGGGUUUUGAAGGGAGGUGACCAUAUUAUGGCUAUUAAGUGCUGAGUGCCAUACCUACCUGUAUCAUGGUAAAAUCAGAAAAUAGAUGCAUACCUUUUUUCCCUCGGGAUUGAGGCCUUGUGCGUAGCUAGUAUUGAAAUAAAUGGUUCCUAGAAAUGUCAAAAUAGGUACAGCGAAUCAACAAAAAUCUAUAAUACCUACUUACAAUGCGUUUGUUUAGAUACCUAAUUAAAAAUUGGUAGGUACGCAAUAUCUAUAUUGAAAUUAAUGUAUUCGCACGUAACAAAUUAAUUAUGUCAUUUCUUCAUUUUGAUUUUUUGUAUAAUCAUCAUUUAGUUCGGUUCCACUUUACGUUGCAAUGUUGCGUGCUGGGGACACAGCACCUAAUGGUCUAGAUCAAAAUGGUACAUACUUUGACAAUGAAUAAGGACAGAAUUAAGAACUUCCUUUGUUGAACUUAAUAAACCUAGUCAGUAAAAACAGUAAAAAAGCAAAAAUUGCUAAGACGCUUAAAGUUCGUGUUGGCAGUUUUGUGCAUUGUUGACACCCUGGAGUAGACUUAAUUCACCACAGCCGCCGACCAAUCAAACGCCAAUAUCCGCAGCAUUCGCAGUUGAUGAACUAGUUGUACGCAAUGCUACUGAAAUAAAACCACAGAGACCCGCCCUGUGUAGUACACUCUCGUUGAAAAGUGCCUAUUGGUUAUAGUUUGAUCAACCACUUGUCGUUAUUUUUUGAUAAUUAUUGUUUGGAUUUUAUGUAGAUUUCACUAAAUUUACUUUUUCUUACUGAAGUAAUGAUAAAAUGGAGCUAUUUUGGCGCAGGAAGCUUUAUGAAAAUGAAAAAAGUAAAUUACGUUCAAAACAGUCAUAAUCCAAAUUUAUUUUUCAAUUGUUUUCUUGAUAAAGAAUGGGAAAAUAAUGUUCUGCGUUAAAUUCACUUUUCUGCCAAGAUGUGCUCAGUAAAUAAUAGUGGCGGCGCCAGACGCGACCUUGACAGAGAACAGCCCAAGACCAUCGGUUGUCAUGUAGCGGUAUUGCUGGAUGAAGUUUGGUGUACAUCAUAAGCGGAAGCGGGUUUGUCACUGAAUUUCAUCCUUUAUCUUUUUAUUUUUUCAAUACCUUUAUGGAUCACUCAUCUCUGUGUCAUCUGUUAUGUAUUAGUUUUUGAAACGCGGAAAACAGCUUGUGUUCAGGCAAAGUCGAAACGUAUAUCGAGUCAAAGGCAAAACGUAAGGUAACGCCUCACUACACCUGGAUAAUAUUUUCACAGACAAUUAUUCACAGAUGAUUAUUUAAUUUUACCUUGCACAGAUAAUAAAGAAUACAUUACAUCCAUGCUUCCUACGUUUAAGAACUUCACAAUGGCUCAGUUCUACUUUGAUUGCAAUUCGAACAUCGUAGUUUUACUUCGCAUCACAGAACAUUUUAGUAUCUUUUAAUGUACGGAAACAUUGUGUCCUUGAAGCCGUAUUCGUAAUUCUCUUAUGCUUUGCGUGCUGUGCUAGCUCGCAACAAUUAUGCGAGAAACACGACCGUUUAGUUAUUUUGUUGUCGUUUUGUUCGCAUUUCCAUGUUAGGGCGGCGAUGACAGGGCUCAGUAACGGUGCUGAGUGCAGACAUGGACGGACACGCAGAUUCUCAGCAGCAAGAGAUCAAGAUGGGAGUGCCGUACAUCACGUCGUUUUGCUGCUGCAUGGGACUGGAUGUCGGCGCCCGGAGCGUCGGCUAUCUUCAUCUGAUAGCAUCAAUCGGGCUCACGAUCCUGUGCUCGAUCUUUACGUCGGACUUGAACAAUAAGAGGGGCACGGUCGACGACAUGGGCGACCAUCUCUACUCUAAACUGUAUGUCAUCACACUAGUGAUCACUAUAAUAUCUGUGGUGCACAUUCUACUUGCGUGUAUACUGCUAAUCGGGGUCUAUAAGCGCAGUACCCUUCUUUUACGAGUCUGGGUGUGGGUGAUGUCCACACUGUUGGUGGCCGCGUUGGUCUACAUCAUUGUGGCGGCCGCGAAAGGAUUUAGCGCUAGUGGAUCUGAAAUCUUCAUCGCCUUUGCUGAAGGAGUUUUAUUCUUUGCCAUUGUUAUAUACUGCAUCCUUUGCGUGAAUAGCUACUAUCUGAAGUUGAGGAGUUGCGAAGACAUGGAGGGCCCUGGCAAGAGCGACUACUGAAGACAUGUUAGUACGAAUUUGAUACGUUAUUCGUCGAUAUUUGAUACGUUUGUUUCGCGAAAAUACGCCUAGCGUGUAAGUACGAAUUUUCGUAAGUACGUUUAUUUCGUGAUAUUAUGAGUUUUCUAAAUCUGACUCAUUGCGUUCAUUGCAGGAAAAUGCGCAUAGCGUGUUGGUAUCUACGACUUUUACACUCGAAUUAAUUCGAGAAAACUCGUCUUAUCUAAGUACGACGUUUCACACGUUUAUUGCAAAAUAAUACGCCUCGCGUUUUGAGUCCAGACUACGUCGCGGUCCUGGCGUGAUUUUUAGUCAUAGCGUAUAAGUUGUGAUGAUUUAACACGUACUUAUUACACGUAUUUAUCGGCAGCGGAGGAUACAUGUGAGUUUGGUACUCGGAAUGAUUUACUAAGCGAAUGGUUUCAAGAUUUUUUUAAAUAUAUUUUUAUACCUAUACAUUUUUUCUUGAUUCAGAAAGUUUUUCUGAAAACUCUAACGCACUUUAGAAGGUUGACAAAUUUUAACGCUAGUGAUACUUAUGAGAAGUAAAAAAAUGAAUUACAAGAAUUACUUAUAAAAAGUUGCCAAUUGCAUAUUUAUUAAGACCGUGUAACUGCCAAGCUUUAUGUGGUUGUAUGAACUGCCUUAUUUUAGAUGCUUUUACAUUGUCUAUUGAUAUUUAAAAUGUAAGGUCGCAUAUUAACCGUAACACUUAAAAACGUAGUUUUUUACUUUGUCGCGAACAGACGGACUGACGCUGCAGAGGACCUUGUUUUAUAAUAUUUAAGUAUAGGGAUAUGCAUAUAUGUCUGAUUGUUGUCAUUAUGCAUACAUAUUGAUUUAUUUAUAUAUACCUAUGAUUGGAAUUUUUCUGUAAAUUUUAACGAAGUAAAUUCUAUUCUGUAACUACUGAUUAAGCUUCACCUAAAGCCUUUAAAACAUUAAUGUCAAUAAUAAUAAAUCAUCCCAAUUGAAUGUCGCCAUUUUGGUACUGAAAGUGGCGUGAGCAUCUAUGGAGCUACGAUAGGACACAGUCGACAUAAUAACUAUGAAUAUUGAUUUUUGUGUAUUUUUAUUUCUGCAUUUAGCAACCUUGAUUUGAUAAACUCCUUGUUAUACUAACCUAUUUGUCUUCCUUCCGAGAUGGUUUCUAUCGAUAGUGAGUGAUAACAUUUUCAGUCACGAUUUCCUUCAGUUUUAUUAAGUUGCAGUGACAGUUGCAGCGGUUGAUGGCAGACCAGAACGAGACAAAUCUCGACUGCUUUCGAACGUUUUUACCACACAUGUGUUUUUAAACUUUUAUUUAGCUCACCCCGUAUGUUUUUAAUAUAGUCUAGUCACCAUUAGUCUUCUGUAACAACCGUAAAUUUCUUUAAAGUUUCUACGUGGUUUGACACAUUUAGCUACUUUUUUAUAUAUGCUGUUAGGAUGCCUUGCACUGCACUUCAAAGGCCAUAGAAAACUAACAGGUGACAAAAUUUGAAACGCCAAAAUCUUGCCAAAUAUUAGGUUAUUUUGCAUCGCGUACGUGUGCGCACAAAACAAAACUCCAAUCAAGCUUCUCAUGUUACUCACAGUUCGUGAUGAUUCUAGGAAUCAUCACGAACUGUGCAACACUUGCGAGUGGAAACACUGGACAGCGAGUCACGUGAAUUUAUACAACCAUAGGUCUAAAUUGUCUGUGGUGAAAGUAUUAUCUUUGAAUCUUGUUUAUUAUUGCUGUGAUUGCUUUUGGUUGGCUAUGUAAGACGUUUAGUUAUUCGUUACUCUUAUUAUUUUUCAAAUACCAAUCAGUUUGCAGCCAUUGUAAUAUUUUUUUAUUUGGCUUUGGCAUUUAUUACGUGCGCCGGGACGGCGGAGCCGUCUUAAGCCAUUAUAUAGUGGGAAUCAGCCUAGUCUUGAUCUACUAAAAACGUAAGCAAAAUAAUUUUGUUAUCACUUUAUUUAUUUAUUCUUACUUUAAUUCAUAAAUUUAAAUACUCUAAUGUGAAGUGGCCGGAGACGUCCGCAAACGUCUUCGUUGGUCCGUCUUCAUCUUGUGUUUCAUUAUUAUUCUAUUUUUGCAAAGCUGUGAUUAUGGGUGUUGUUUAGAUCUUUUUGUUGUUUUUAGAAUUCACUAUUCAUUUGUUUACGUAUUAUUACAUAUAGACUGUGCACUUAUAGAUCUAUAAGUGAUAUUUUGAUAAUAGUAGAAACAAAAUCUUGAUAGUUUUUAAAACCAAUGAGAACGCAUUUUUAAUAUUGAUAUAAUUUUUUUAUAUUUACUUUUGUAUUGAGCUGCUUUGUCCCCAUAGAUGUCUGGAUGAGUGCAUUUUGUAGUUAUAAGACUAUUAGUAGUAUUAUUACUAUUAAGAAGUGUAGUUGUGUUUUGUAUACUAGUGAGCACAUGCGGUGAUGAACGCGGUGUGAUAUUGAAUGUAAUGUUCUCAUACGGCGGGCGGCGGUAUGCAGUGGCAGCCCCUCAAGUCGACAUAUUUGGUUCAGAUUUACUUUAAAUAUAUUUGUAAUGAUGUAAAAAAAUGUUUACUUACAAAGUAAUAAACAGUUUUUACUUUUACAAAAUAAGUAAUAAGUACAAAAUUCGUUAUUGGCGAAUAAAUAAAUAAUAAAACUAAUUAAUUAUGCGAUAAUACGAGUAAAUAUGGGCCAAAUGUGCCGAAAAACACAGUCAUUAGUUUUAUUGCAUUCUCUUAUUGGGAAUCGAACGAGUACAAUUAAAAUGCAAGACAAUAAAAAUAUUCAUUGAGACAAAAUAUUUUGAAUUGAAAUUGUGAAUGAAUAUAAUUGUUGAUAAAUCGGUGCGACAUGCCAAAAUUAAAAUUUUAUGCCUUUUAUAAGACAUAGUUGUAAGAUUUAAGAAAUUAUUCUAUAUUUACCAAUUUAUAUUAAUUAAGACAUGUUAAAUAAGUGCCAUGCGAGGAAUAUUCGCUUUUAUUAAAUGACUUUGCAUUCA